UUUUUUUUCUUUAAACUAAAAAAACAAAAAUACCAGCUCUUAUCUGGAUUAAAAAAAUAAGAAAGAAAAUUCGGGAUUGGUUCAGCCGUUAAGUCACCUCAGCCUGACACAAUAAUCUCCCCUCAUAGUCUCUGCCCAAUGCCUGCAUAUAUUAGGGUGAAAAUGGUGAAAGCAGCAGAAGAAGAACACCCAAAGAAGGCCUUCGGAUGGGCAGCCAGAGAUUCUGGUGGCCUCCUCUCUCCGUUUAAAUUCUCUAGGAGGGAAACCGGAGAGAAGGACGUAGCGUUUAAAGUGUUAUAUUGUGGGAUUUGCCACACCGACUUACACAUGACUAAGAAUGAAUGGGGGUUUUCUAUUUACCCUCUCGUCCCUGGGCAUGAGAUUGUUGGUGUGGUAACAGAGGUAGGAAACAGAGUUCAAAAGUUCAAAGUUGGGGACAAAGUUGGUGUGGGAUGCUUGGUGGGAUCUUGCAAUUCCUGUGAUAGCUGCACCAACAACCUAGAGAAUUACUGCCCCAAAAUGAUCCUCACCUACAGCGCUACCCAUCACGAUGGAACCAUCACCUAUGGAGGUUACUCCGACUUCAUGGUGGUUGACGAGCAUUUCGCUGUUCACAUGCCGGACAACCUACCUCUAGAUGCCUGUGCACCUCUCCUCUGUGCUGGGAUUACAGUUUACAGCCCCUUGAGGUAUUUUGGACUUGAUAAACCCGGUCUGCAUAUUGGUAUAGUUGGCCUUGGAGGGCUUGGACAUGUUGCUGUGAAGUUUGCCAAGGCAAUGGGGGUUAAGGUUACUGUUAUAAGUACCUCAGUUAACAAGAAGCAAGAAGCUUUGGAAAAGCUUGGCGCUGAUUCAUUUUUGGUUAGCCGAGAUCAAGAUCAGAUGCAGGCUGCUGUGAGCACAUUGGAUGGAAUCAUUGAUACAGUUUCAGCAACACACCCUUUACUGCCUUUGAUCGGUCUUUUAAAGACUAAUGGAAAGCUUGUCAUGGUAGGUGCACCAGAGAAGCCUCUUGAGCUACCAGUUUUUCCUCUGAUCUUGGGAAGAAAGAUGGUAGUAGGCACUAGCAUUGGAGGGCUGAAGGAGACACAAGAAAUGAUUGAUUUUGCUGCAAAGCACAACAUAACAGCUGAUAUAGAGGUUAUUCCUAUUGAUUAUGUAAACACUGCCAUGGAGCGUCUUGCGAGAGCAGAUGUUAAAUAUCGAUUCGUCAUCGACAUUGGAAACACAUUGAAGCCUGGCUGUUAAAUGUUUUGCAACCGUUUAAAGGGACGUUGAAGAUGUUAGAUUAUGUUUAAAAUUAUAACGAAUUAGGAUUAUGUUGUGUUUGAAUUUAGAUGUGUUCUAGAAGUCUAUAUAAUGACAUAUUUUAUGUAUUAAGUGUAGAAAAAAGAGUGAAAAAAAAAAAAAAAUGGAGACCCAAAAAAUGAAGUAGAAUGGUAUCGUAUAUUAGAGAGUUUGGCAAACUACUAUGAUACAUAGAGGUUGGCAAACUACAAUGAUCUAUGGAUUCCCCAUCUGUAUUAAAUUUCAAGGGGAAUCGCUUUCGGCUUGGCUUGUAGUCAUAGUCUUUUUUUAGACCAUGUAGUGGUCGGUCUUCCUACACAUGCGUGCUAGCCAGAAUGCCUCUUUGGUUCUGGGAUGCAUACGAAUUGCAAUAGACGAAGGAAAGACCCUAUGCAUUUGAUUGAAAAAAUGCUAUAUAUAUAUAUAUAUAUAUAUAAUGAAGAAAAAAAUAAAAUUGUUCUGUAUGCUAA
Ziziphus jujuba (common jujube) is the source of this 1757-nucleotide messenger RNA. RefSeq names its product probable mannitol dehydrogenase. The transcript is spliced from 6 exons. Gene Ontology annotation, biological process: lignin biosynthetic process. The record is from RefSeq and is a predicted model, not a curated record. Gene Ontology annotation, molecular function: zinc ion binding; cinnamyl-alcohol dehydrogenase activity. The coding region runs from base 139 to 1248 and encodes 369 amino acids. Lineage: Eukaryota; Viridiplantae; Streptophyta; Magnoliopsida; Rosales; Rhamnaceae.